AUGUCGGCACAGCCUUACCCUCCGAACCCCAUAAAGAAAGGCUCCAAUAGUCCGAUUUUCUUCUCUCUGAACGUUCGCAAUACAUUCGCACUUAUUGUGGUCCCCCUUGGAGCAUGUCUCACCAUCCCUUGGGUCCCUGCCAAUAGGAAGACGUGGUUGUUUGGAAUAUUCUAUGCAUAUUUGAGAUCCUUUGCCAUUGUGACGGGAUACCAUCGCCUCUGGGCUCACAAAACAUACACUGCCAGUACAGCUUUGAAGCUGAUAUUCGCUCUCCUUGGCGCAGGGGCGGGGCAAGAUCACAUCAAAAAAUGGGCUCGCGAUCACCGUGCACACCAUAGAUAUGUCGACACUGACCAAGACCCUUAUAAUGUCAAGCAAGGUUUCUUCUAUGCCCACAUGGGAUGGAUCCUAUUUGAAAACAACGAAACAUCCAAUACCGGCUAUGUGGAUAUUAGCGACCUUAAAUCCGACCGAAUCGUGCAAUGGCAGCAGAAAAACUUCGUGCUGUUAUUUAUCAUCAUGGGCUAUCUCGUCCCCGCAAUAAUUUGUGGGCUUGCUUAUGGUGACUUUACCGGAGGGCUCAUAUAUGCUGGCUGUAUUGCCACUGCUCUACAACAGCAACUCACAUUCUGUGUGAAUUCAGUGGCUCACUGGAUUGGAGAUCAGCCGUACACCGAUGCGAAAUCGGCGAGGCAAAUUCCUUGGGCCACUGCGAUCCUGCUCAAUGGGGAAGGAUAUCAUAACUACCAUCAUGAAUUCCCGACAGACUACCGAACAGGGAUUCAGUGGUACGACAUUGAUCCGGGCAAAUGGUUGAUUUCGCUUUAUUCUUUCAUUGGGCUUGCCUCCAACCUGAAGAGUAUUCCGCAAAACGAGAUCAAUAAAUCGGUCCUGCAACGGAAACUUCAACUGCUAGAGAAGGAAGGUGAGAAAGUGAACUGGGGAAUCCCUCUUGAUGAACUGCCUGUCUGGAAGUGGGAAGAUUAUGAACAAGAGGCGAGGACUGGGCGCAAUCUGAUUGUUAUCAGAGGGGCUGUCCACGAUGUAUCGGCCUUUGUGAAUGAGCACCCCGGCGGGCCAGCAAUGAUCGCAGGAGCUAUUGGGAAAGAUGCUACUAAGCUAUUCGAAGGGGAAAUCUAUCGACACUCUAAUGCGGCAUCAAACUUGCUUGAUCAAAUGAGGAUAGCCUUGAUUAAGGAAAGCUAA
Messenger RNA from Penicillium chermesinum, 1206 nucleotides. RefSeq names its product acyl-CoA desaturase. Gene Ontology annotation, molecular function: stearoyl-CoA 9-desaturase activity; heme binding; iron ion binding. Gene Ontology annotation, biological process: unsaturated fatty acid biosynthetic process. Bases 1 to 1206 code for a protein of 401 amino acids. Lineage: Eukaryota; Fungi; Ascomycota; Eurotiomycetes; Eurotiales; Aspergillaceae. The transcript has 2 exons. The record is from RefSeq and is a predicted model, not a curated record. Gene Ontology annotation, cellular component: endoplasmic reticulum membrane.